Messenger RNA from Balaenoptera acutorostrata (minke whale), 1755 nucleotides. It is a transcript of the gene NKX3-1, whose product is annotated as NK3 homeobox 1. Bases 62 to 781 code for a protein of 239 amino acids. Lineage: Eukaryota; Metazoa; Chordata; Mammalia; Artiodactyla; Balaenopteridae. Gene Ontology annotation, molecular function: DNA-binding transcription factor activity, RNA polymerase II-specific; RNA polymerase II cis-regulatory region sequence-specific DNA binding. Gene Ontology annotation, biological process: cell differentiation; regulation of transcription by RNA polymerase II. The transcript has 2 exons. The record is from RefSeq and is a predicted model, not a curated record. Gene Ontology annotation, cellular component: nucleus.
UAGCUCAGCCUGGGCGCAGCAGCGGGGGCCUGAGCGUGGGCGCCGGAGCCGAACCUCGGGGAUGCUUCGGACUCCCGAGCCGCGGCCCGGGGAGGCGGGGGCAGCUAGCUGCAGCCCCCGGGCCGCGCCGCCCACCCAGUCCAAGCCGCUCACCUCCUUCCUUAUCCAGGACAUCCUGCGGGAAGGCGCUGAUCGGCGCGGAGGUCACGCGGGCAGCCCGCAGCCCCCGCCGCAGCCUCCGCGCCAGCCUGACCGGAGGCGAGACCCUGAGCCGGAGCCCGAGGGAGGAAGAGGCGGCGCCGGGGCGCCGGAGGACCAGCCGAGAGCCCGGCCCCGCGCUGCGCGCGGGGAGGCCGAGCAGCCGGCGGAGACCGAGCCAGAUAGGCACUUUGAGGCUUAUCUGUUGGACGCCUUACCGAGCCUGCCCCCAGCCCCCAAGCAGCCACAGAAGCGCUCCCGGGCCGCCUUCUCACACACUCAGGUCAUUGAGCUGGAGAGGAAGUUCAGUCACCAGAAGUAUCUGUCAGCUCCCGAAAGGGCUCACCUGGCCAAGAACCUCAAGCUCACGGAGACCCAAGUGAAAAUAUGGUUCCAGAACAGACGCUAUAAGACCAAGCGGAAGCAGCUCACCUCAGACCUGGGAGACCUGGAGAAGCAUCCUUCCUUGCCAGCUCUGAAAGAGGAGGGCUUCUCGCGGGGCUCCCUCAUCUCCAUGCAAAACACCUGCCCUUACUACCCCUACCUUUACUGCUUGGCAGGCUGGAGCCCAGCUUUCUGGUAACACCGCCGACAACCACGAGGGAUCAAGAACUGCCUUCCCCAGGUGGUCCCUCUGGAAGGCAAAAGGGCCCGGGGUCAGGGAAGGCUGAGCAGGAAGAGGCACGAGACCAAAACUGUUGGAGGUUUGCAUGGAAAUCCCAGAUUCCUCACUGGUGGGCCAAUGAAAGAUCUGGGACAGGGAAUGCUUUAAUAUCCAAAGAGUUCCCCCAACACAGAACGUAGGUCAUUUUUGCUUUUAGAGACCUGCUUGAAGUAGAGAGGGAUAAAGCCAAGUGCUGUUUCUAGCACUUCGGGUGAUUUUGUAGGGGGUGUCCACACCACUUCUGAGGAUUCUGUUUCCUCCAACUCCACCCUCUUGUGUAACUGGGCAUCCACUCUGAAAGAGCACACCCGAAGGGGGAGGGGGGCGGGGAAGGACGGCUAAUAAGAGGACGUCACCUACUGAAUUCAACUGAAGGUCAAAAGCCUCUCGUUGGCCUUGGGCUAUGACCAAGGUUCCUCUCUGUCCCUGGAAGAGAGAGGGAAAUGGAGAAUCCCACAGAGAAGCCUGUCGUGCUCAGCGCAGGUUGGCACGGGAUAUGGAGGUGGGUAGGAAGAGAUGAAAAUAGAAGCUUCUUAUUAUUCCUUUUUAGAUAAUAUGCCGACUUAAGUAUUUACAGGGUGGCCCAAGCAGAACAAGAGUCACUCACUGUGGUCUUAAGACAAGCUGUAUAAACAGAGCUCUACUGCAGGAGGUGGGCCCAGGCCAGAAGAAUCUCUGCGUGUCCAAGACAGUGGUCUAAGGAGGAGCCUCUGCAAUGCUGCUGGGGGACAUUGCAUUUUUUUUUUUUUUUUUUUAAUUAGCAAAAGGUAAAAAAGCCUCUUCUGACCUUUUUGCUCUGGGUCUGAGAAUUUACAAUGAGAAGUUUCCUGGAGUUUGCAGGCUGUAAUUCAUACUACACCAUGACAGAUCACAUAAUUCGUUAAGCUCCUUCC